Thermothelomyces thermophilus ATCC 42464 is the source of this 366-nucleotide messenger RNA. RefSeq lists its product as uncharacterized. NCBI's taxonomy places the organism in Eukaryota, Fungi, Ascomycota, Sordariomycetes, Sordariales, Chaetomiaceae. The record is from RefSeq and is a predicted model, not a curated record. The coding region runs from base 1 to 366 and encodes 121 amino acids. The transcript has 5 exons.
AUGCUAACCUUUUCCUUAAACUUUACCCUAGUUACUACUACUGCUACCUUUAAUACCCCUACCUACUAUAUUAACAUUAAUACCGCCCUUGUCGCCUACAUCCUCAGCACCCUAUCGCCUACCUCUUAUACCUACUCGAGCGCCUCUACGUACCCUAUACCUAUACCGAUCGACUUUAGCCGUUCCUACGCCUACCACUCUUCCUCGCCUGUCAAUCGCGUGGCGCGCCUAGUCUACGACUACGACGACCCUACCCUUACCACCAUAACUAUUAUUUUAGAGGAGGAGGAUAAGGAGGAGGAGGUCGUAGAGUAUAUUAAUCUAGUUAAGUUUAUAGCUAGGACGCUAGGCGUUAAGAACGAUUAG